This is a messenger RNA of Jaculus jaculus (lesser Egyptian jerboa), 4003 nucleotides long. RefSeq names its product cryptochrome circadian regulator 2 (gene Cry2). Gene Ontology annotation, biological process: entrainment of circadian clock by photoperiod; circadian regulation of gene expression; negative regulation of DNA-templated transcription. The record is from RefSeq and is a predicted model, not a curated record. Gene Ontology annotation, cellular component: cytoplasm; nucleus. Gene Ontology annotation, molecular function: FAD binding; DNA binding. NCBI's taxonomy places the organism in Eukaryota, Metazoa, Chordata, Mammalia, Rodentia, Dipodidae. The coding region runs from base 202 to 1770 and encodes 522 amino acids. The transcript has 12 exons.
GCAUCUAUUUAUCAUCGGGCUUUGUUGAAUGAAUGUAAACUGGGCUGGGUUAGAGCACACACCGAGAGUUUAUGUAAGGAGGGCAUCGUGUUGCUUGACAUAAGAAGUGCGCUAAUAAACGGCAGGUGGAGUGAUGUAGCCGACCGUGAUCUGCAAGUCUCGGCACCCACCGCCUGCCCCGGGAGGCUUGUUCCAGGACGCAUGUUCCUGCUGCAGUCUCUGGAAGAUCUGGACACAAGCUUGAGGAAACUGAACUCCCGGCUGUUUGUUGUCCGGGGACAGCCAGCUGACGUGUUUCCAAGGCUAUUCAAGGAAUGGGGGGUGACUCGAUUGACGUUUGAAUAUGACUCUGAGCCCUUUGGGAAAGAACGGGACGCUGCCAUUAUGAAGAUGGCCAAAGAGGCUGGUGUGGAGGUGGUGACCGAAAACUCUCAUACCCUCUAUGAGCUGGAUAGGAUCAUUGAGCUGAACGGGCAGAAGCCGCCUCUUACCUACAAGCGCUUUCAGGCCAUCAUCAGCCGCAUGGAGCUGCCUAAGAAGCCCGUGGGCGUGGUGAGCAGCCAGCAGAUGGAGAGCUGCAGGGCUGAGAUCCAGGAGAACCACGACGACACCUACGGCGUGCCCUCCCUGGAGGAGCUGGGGUUCCCCACUGAAGGACUUGGCCCAGCUGUCUGGCAAGGAGGAGAGACAGAAGCUCUAGCCCGCCUGGAUAAGCACUUGGAACGGAAGGCCUGGGUUGCUAACUAUGAGAGACCCCGGAUGAAUGCCAACUCCCUGCUGGCCAGCCCCACGGGCCUCAGCCCCUACUUGCGCUUUGGUUGCCUCUCCUGCCGCCUCUUCUACUAUCGCCUGUGGGACCUGUAUAAAAAGGUGAAGCGGAACAGCACACCCCCUCUCUCCUUAUUUGGGCAACUCCUGUGGCGAGAGUUUUUCUACACAGCAGCCACCAACAACCCCAGGUUUGACCGCAUGGAGGGGAACCCCAUCUGCAUCCAGAUCCCCUGGGACCGUAAUCCCGAGGCCCUGGCCAAGUGGGCCGAGGGCAAGACAGGCUUCCCUUGGAUUGACGCCAUCAUGACCCAGCUGAGGCAGGAGGGCUGGAUCCACCACCUGGCCCGACAUGCUGUGGCCUGCUUCCUCACCCGCGGGGACCUCUGGGUCAGCUGGGAGAGCGGGGUCCGGGUAUUUGAUGAGCUGCUCCUGGACGCAGAUUUCAGCGUGAAUGCAGGCAGCUGGAUGUGGCUGUCCUGCAGUGCUUUCUUCCAGCAGUUCUUCCACUGCUACUGCCCCGUGGGCUUUGGCCGCCGCACAGACCCCAGUGGAGACUAUAUCAGGCGAUACCUGCCCAAGUUAAAAGGGUUCCCCUCUCGCUACAUCUACGAGCCAUGGAAUGCCCCAGAAUCAGUUCAGAAGGCCGCCAAGUGCAUCAUUGGUAUAGACUACCCACGACCCAUCGUCAACCAUGCUGAGACCAGCCGGCUCAACAUUGAGCGCAUGAAGCAGAUCUACCAGCAGCUGUCACGCUACCGGGGUCUUUGUCUGCUGGCAUCUGUCCCUUCCUGUGUGGAAGAUCUCAGCCACCCUGGGGCAGAGCCCAGCUCAAGCCAGACUGGGAACAUCAGCAGCACAGGCCCCCGACCACUCACCAGUGGCCCAGCGUCCCCCAAGCGCAAGCUGGAAGCAGCCGAGGAGCCACCUGGUGAAGAACUCAGCAAACGGGCCCGGGUAGCAGACCUGCCUGUCCCAGAGCUGCCCAGCAAGGAUGCCUGAGAGUGAGCGGCAGAGCUGUGAGCCGUAGGGAGGAAGCUGCAGAGCCGUCGCUCCGAGAGCAAAGCCCGGGUGCCUGAGCUGCUGCAGCAUGGCCACGGAGUGAACUGACAAAGAAGCUGAUCCUCCGACAGAGCGAGCGAGCGUGCGUGUGUGCGUGUGUGCAGAGGAAGGAAUGGUGUGCCAUGUGCGUGUGCAUGCGUCUGUUUACACUGUCAUGAUCCCGAACGCUGCCUGGGCUGGAGGAGUGCCUGGAGCACACUCACCGCACGUGCUGCUUCCUGCCCUCCAGCCACAGCGGUGACCUUCCACCAGACCUGCGCGAGGGGCCUGCUUUUUUGUCCCAGUAGGAUGUAGUGCUAGGAUCUAGCUGGUAUCUGCCUCCCAAGACCCCUCUUCCUUCUCCCACCUGACUGAGGAGCUGGAGGACCCUAUGUGUGGCUCUUGUCCAGAGCAUGGGAUUCUAGAAGUGGCCAGAGUACUGACUCGGAAAGCUGGGCAGGCUAGAGUGCAUAAUAUCCAUUCAGGCUUAGCCAGCUGUCAGUCUUCCCGUGCCCCUGGGGCCACUGGACCCUUCGUUGGGCAUCUGGGAGUAAUACGAGGCUAUAGAUGUACCUGGAAAGUCUCCACCAAUACACUGAAGUGAACCCUGAUACCUGCCUGGUGUGCUGUGUGUCCAGCUUGUGCAAGGCUGCCUCAGUCAGCAUAUCUGCCUUUGCCUGGAAGUAAGGUGGAGAACAGACUUUCAGCUCUCACUAUUCCUUCUCUAGAGGCGGAGGCCAGGAACUGUGGAGGAGCCAGAGACAGAAGCGGCCCCUCCACCAGGAGGAAACCAGGGCCGUCUGGCUCCUUUGCCCACACACUCCAAGCACCACAGUGCCCCAGCGAGGACAGCCGGCCCAUAGCCGGAGAAGCUGGCCAGUCUUUGUUCUUAGGCUUCCAGGGCCUACCUCAGACUAGUCAGUACCCAUGCUGCCAUGCAUGCCAGCUGUCCAGCAGCUAGGCUGCAAGGACUCCAGCAGAGGGACCAAGAGGUGGGCAGUGCCAGGGAUUGCUGGCAGAAGUCCAGUAGCGAUCACACCUACACACUAUCCCUUUCUGGAGUGGCAGUGGGGAGCAGGGGUGGCCCAAAGAAGCCAGUCCUGCAUUGCAGGAAGGCUUAUCCUCCCACUUCGCCCUCCCACUGCCAGCCCACAUGGAGAAUGAAGCGUGAAAGGACUGUGACCAACAGAGCAAGUCUUCCUUCCACCCUGUGGCCUACCCUUGAGCCACAACGUGUGCAUGUGUGUGUCGUGUGUGUGUGGACGUGUGCAAGGGCACUUCUGUACAGAGUUGAAAGGCUAAUUCCUAUUUGGAUUGUUGUUCUCACAUGUACCAUUAAGCUGGCCUCUGGGCUUUUCCUCUCUACCUCCCCUGUGACCGCUCCUCGCCUCGGAGUCAACCCCUUGGCCCUAGUCCUCACUGUCCUCCAGCCUUGGGCCAGAACCCUGGGGUCAGGUCCAAGUGUAUUGACAGGCUUUUUCCUGAGAUGCCCUCAAGUUUUCUCAGCAGAGAGCUGCCUUUAGAGUCCAACUGUUACACUAUGUCUGUCACCCUCACAAGAAACGUCCUAUAAUGUGUGGGAAGCUGAGCACAGGUGAUGGUGGAUAUGCAGAACACUGGGUAUGGGGUACCCGGUUCCACAGCCCCAGCCAGGAGCAAGGGGGACCAGGGAACCUUGCUCAAGGGAGAGGAGCAAGUCUGGAAGGACUGGCCUGAGGAGGUCAAAGGCCAAGGGCCAGAUGCAGUAUUUAUUUAGUAGCACCUUAAAUUGGGGCAUGAUUUUCCUAACCAUCUGAUGAUGGCUCUCUUCCCAAGGUACACGUUGGCAAGACCCCCUUCCCUUCCUACUCCAUAAUUCCUGGCAUGCCGGCCCAUUCCAGGGACAGCCUUCCAGUGGAAUAGAGCAAUCCACUCCUCCCAGAGCUGGGGUGGAGUGGCCUGGAGCUCCACAAUGGCUUUGUGCCUCCUUUCACCUAGCCUGGUGACCCUGGGCCUGCCACACAGCAGCGCUCCAGAUCUGAAACCCAGCAUGCGAAAGAGAUGGUUGUGGGCAAAAUGCACUUUAUAGAGAUUUUCUGUGGCUGCAAGGUGAUCUCCCACAGUUUGUGAAUAUUCACUUGUGCAAAGGCGAUUUCCCACAGUUUGUUUGUGAAUGUUCACUUGUUUUAUAAACGUCUGAUCCUGGCUGAGUAAA